This is a messenger RNA of Sphenostylis stenocarpa, 1416 nucleotides long. Lineage: Eukaryota; Viridiplantae; Streptophyta; Magnoliopsida; Fabales; Fabaceae. The record is from the annotation of a GenBank genome assembly.
AUGGGGAGGAAAGGGUGGUUUUCUUCAGUGAAGAAAGUUUUCUUUUCUGAAUCCAAAAAGGAUCAGUUAGGAUGUUUUGGGGCUUAUCACCCAGAGGAUCUAGAAGGGGCACCGAUUGCCAUUGUUCCAUCACUUCCUCCUAGAAAAGACACCACAGCAAGAGGUGUAGCAGAGAAUGAACAGAACAAGCAAGCCUUUUCUUUGGUUUUGGCUACUGCUGUGGCUGCAGGGGCUGCUGUGGCUGCAGCUGCGGAGGUAUCUCGUCUCUCAAACACGCCUCGUCAAAAUGUGACAGUGAAACAAGAAGUGGCUGCUAUCACGAUUCAAACAGCGUACCGUGGAUAUUUGGCAAGAAGAUCCUUCCGUGGCUUGAGAGGUUUGGCGAGGUUGAAAACAUUGGUGCAAGGGCAAUCUGUUCAAAGGCAAGCGGCUACUACCUUGCAAUGCAUGCAAACUCUUUCACGGUUGCAGUCUCAGGUUCGUGCAAGGAAGGUCAGAAUGUCUGAGGAGAAUCAGGCUCUUAACCGGCAACUACAGCAGAAACGUGAAAAGGAAAUGGAAAGAUUGCAAGCUAAUCAAAUUGGAGAAAAAUGGGAUGAUAGCUCGAAAUCAAAGGAGCAAGUUGAGGCAAAAUUGUUGAACAGACAAAUAGCAGCUAUGAGAAGAGAGAAGGCUAUGGCUUAUGCAUCAACACAUCAGCAAACAUGGAGGAACUCUUCAAAGUCUGCUACAAAUGCCACAUUUAUGGAUCCAUACAAUCCCCACUGGGGCUGGAACUGGCUAGAGAGAUGGAUGGCUACAAGGCCAUGGGAGGGCCAAAACACUACCUAUCAUAUUGGUCAUGCAUCUGCCAAGAGUGUUUCAAGUAACACCAUGUCAGUUGGUGAAAUCACAAAAUUAUAUACUCUCCGUGAUCAGAACAAUGGUUUCAAAACCUCCCCAGCAAACCAAAAAGCAACUCGUCCUUACAGCAACAAUUCCCCUACAAAAGCAGCCUCAAAGAUCCCACCAGCGAAUGGAACAAGGGUUGGUUCAUGGGGUGGCGAUGGCGAUUCAAAAUCCAUGUUCAACCAAAUCUUAGAAAACAAUCGCAGGCACAGCAUUGGAGUGUCACAAAUGAGAGAUGACGAGAGCCAUUCAAGCUCUUCACCUGCUUUUCCCAGUCACACAACACCAUCAACCAAGGUUGCAAAGGCCAAGCCAUCAUCCAAAGUGAGAAGUGCAUCCUCUGCUGCACCAAAAAAUGGAACUCCUGAAAAAGCACCUCCAGCUCCUCUAAAGAAGAGACUCUCAUUCCCUGCUUCUCCAGCUGGUACAAGAAGAUAUUCUGUUUCAACCAGGCCGGGAAAUGUGGCUUCCUAUAAGAGUGUUGUCACUGCUAACAUCCCUGAGGAGAAAAUGAGAGUGAGAAGGUAG